AUGUCGCAGAAGGCUGACCCGUCAGGGCUAUAUUUUGCUGUCUCUAACCUGCUUUCAAGGGGAGGGUUCACAAUACCAAAGCAGACUCUGGAUUCGUCACGAACCUCGUACAGCAAGUACACACUCCCGACAUAUACUAUUCUAGUCCAGGAAAGGCGGAAGGGAAUCGUUCGAUUCUUUCUCGAGCACUGUCAGCUGCAACAGAUUCACGUUAGAGGUCAUCGUCUCAAGGUGCCACCAAUGUCAAGUCCUCGACCUGAUAAUACAACAGAUAGAAACAACAUGCGGACCGGGAGGGCUACGCCAGUAGGAGUUUCUGAGCGUGCCAAUCUGUCACAUGCCUCAAUAACGGCCCGAAACGAAUCCACAUCAUCAAAGUCAUUUACUACCGAUUGCGACUCAUUAAUCAAGAUACCGUUGUCUUCACUCUCCAGGGAAUACCCUAGUGACUACAAUGACCUCGAAGCUUUUGCAAAACGUUCGGUCGAGGAACGCCAAAGGAAAGCGAAGGAGGAAGGGAAGGUAUUGAGGCCAUUGAACUCGUACAUGCUGUAUCGAAAAGCAUACCAGCAAGUUGCUCGGCGAGUACUCAGCAAUGAUCAGCAGCAACUUGCUUCCAAGAUUGUUGGUAUAUCAUGGAACAAUUAUGAGCCUAAGGAGAUCAAGGACAGAUUCAAGUCUUUGGCGAAAAUCGAUAACCAAAUGCAUCGUAAAGCAUUUCCCGCAUAUAAAUACACCCCUAACCAAGCAAAGAAGUCAAAGAGCGGCGCACUGGACUCUAAGAAACUGUCACCCUCAAUCGAGCGCCGGAUAUGCCGACGGUUCAGUAACAAAGAAGCAUAUCCUCAUGGAACUUCGGGGAAGAAACUUAUUCGACCAAAUCACGUAGAAGCACUAGGGCAGCAUCAAUCCGGUGAAGGGAACAUGAACAUUAAGUGGUGGACACAGGGGCCACCAAGCUUCGCAAACCCUUUGGUGUACCAUGGUGGGCAUCAUGAUCGCUAUGAGCAGCCCUUCGCCGCGGAGUCUAGGUACUUUGAGUCUCAAUACCCCGACGUCCUCGAUGAUGCCUCUUUCAGUCAAUUACCAACUCAACAGGCAGCACUGGCUGCUAACACGCAUGAGCGCCUUGCUGGGGAUGAAUGUAUUGCACCGUUGUUCCUCCAGUCGUUUGAAAACAUGAGCACUUCCCAGAACCCUGGUGGAUAUUUGGAUUGGCAAUCCCAAGAGACGCAAGUAGUCCAUGACUUUUCUCCUAUUACACCUGACAUGAAUGCUGGUCAAGCUGCCGACCACGCAUAUGAAGGGCAGGAGGAGUGGGCAGUUCAGCAUAUUGAUGAACGACAGAAUGCUUUUGGCUGGCAUCCAAUCAGCGAACAGAGAAGCAGAUAA
This is a messenger RNA of Metarhizium acridum CQMa 102, 1392 nucleotides long. RefSeq lists its product as uncharacterized. Gene Ontology annotation, biological process: regulation of transcription by RNA polymerase II. The record is from RefSeq and is a predicted model, not a curated record. Gene Ontology annotation, cellular component: nucleus. Gene Ontology annotation, molecular function: DNA-binding transcription factor activity, RNA polymerase II-specific; RNA polymerase II cis-regulatory region sequence-specific DNA binding. Lineage: Eukaryota; Fungi; Ascomycota; Sordariomycetes; Hypocreales; Clavicipitaceae.